This is a messenger RNA of Dreissena polymorpha, 570 nucleotides long. RefSeq lists its product as uncharacterized. Bases 1 to 570 code for a protein of 189 amino acids. Lineage: Eukaryota; Metazoa; Mollusca; Bivalvia; Myida; Dreissenidae. The transcript is spliced from 4 exons. The record is from RefSeq and is a predicted model, not a curated record.
AUGAAUUUACUUAACACAGUAGGAAGCAGGGAUUUCGGACAGGCAUGUGUUUUGGAAAUACAGCGUAGCAAUUGUGGUGCAAUAAAUAAUGUGGCUACUGGACGGAAACAUGACAGAGUUUAUGACAUGAACACAAAGCUUGCAUUGGUAUUGUGGAUUGUAAACUGUUAUGUCAUUUACUGCAAUCUGUUUCAGGUAAAUCAUAAACUGGGUUUUUCACCUGGGACUUUCACAUCGAAACUGGCCCUUCCCCGUGACCUUCAGCACAAAAAAAGAAAGGCUAUAGCUGUUGCUCGUGCAGCAAAACAGCGACGCAUAAGACUCAAAACUGGAACGCGUACUUCUCAUAUAAUUCAAAUAGCUGCAGUGCAUUCAACUGGUCAGUUUUCAACAUAUGUGAUGCCUGAAAAGAAGAUGUCCUUGAAAGCGUCAGAAAUAACUGGAGUGACAGUUGUUGGCGACUCUAUGCUUGUCAAGGGACAAACUGAGGUUACAAACGGACAAAUCAGAGUAACAAAAUCAGAGAAAAUAAUAUGUGCAAUAGUGAGUUAUUUGCUGCCUGACAUCUAA